AUGCAAUUGGAAAAUCAAGAGAACGAUGAAAUCACUCCAUCGAAAGAAGACGACAGUAAAGAAAAUGCAAUACAAGAUCAUUACAUCAUUGAUCCAGAAUUACUGAAACUUUUACAGAGAGAAUUAGACUUGGAAACUGUAGAUAAUGAAUCUGACCCUCAGAAACGAAUGGUUUACGAAGAAGUGUACGCGAAAUCAAUCACUAACCGUAGAUCUUCGGCAGUUACCGAUGAAAUCAAAUCACUCCGGCGAGAGCUACGUUUGAAUUCGUUGAUCACGAAUACCGAAUCAUUAUUCACUUUACCACGUACUUUCACUCGACGUAGUGCCAGAUUUGAGCUUCCAAUGAGUAAAAGUAGCUUAUCAGAACUGACAUCUUUAGAUUAUUUAAAGUUACAUGUUUACAUAACGAACAAAAGUCAUCUCAUUUACAACGAAGUAUUCAAAAUACACAUAGAUCCAGAACUAAAUGAAACAAGGUUACUACCAAGUUCGAAAAUCAUCACAGCUUUGGAACAAGUAAUGGGUCGAAGUUUUACCCAAAUUGAACAACAAGAAGUAUCCGAAUUGAUCGAUUUAAAAGAAAAAUCACACGUUGAUUUCCGAACGUGGUGUGGAAUAUGUGCAAUGUGUGAGAGACUUUUAGCUGUCAAUUUCGCUCAAAAAUACUUAUCCACAGAAGAAGAUCCGUGUCACGAGGUAGAACUGGUUGAUUUCAGUUUACUCGACAAGAGAUUAAAAAACAUCAACGUCGAUCCUCGAUUAGAUAAAAUGUUGCGAAAAAUUCGAGAUACUUAAUAAAUCUUGCUGACUUUA
Molecule: messenger RNA, 816 nt
Organism: Planococcus citri (citrus mealybug)
Lineage: Eukaryota; Metazoa; Arthropoda; Insecta; Hemiptera; Pseudococcidae
Exons: 5
Coding region: 1-798 (265 amino acids)
Source: RefSeq, a predicted model, not a curated record